AUGUGUGAAAGCUAAAAUAAUCACAUUGAAGAAACAAUUUAACCGAAAUCAUUUGAAAUUUAAAAAAUUCUUAGUUAACAGUAUCAAUAUAAACACUUAAAAAAUAGCUUCUUUAAAUUAUUGAGAACUUAUCCUAUAUUUGAGAUAGUUGAAAUACCAAAAUAGAAGUCGAUACUGCAAUAAGUAGAAAUAAUUAAAGUGUUAAAAGAGUACUCUUAAAAAGUAGAAGUAGAGAGAACUUAAUAAAACUAAAUAAGUAUAGCUGAAACCACUUAUAAGUAUGCCUAAACCUACUUGAAUUAUAUUCUUAAUCCACAAAUUAAGUAUGUAUGUAAUAAGGAUUAAUAUUUAAUCAUUUAUAAUCUUCUAUGA
This is a messenger RNA of Tetrahymena thermophila SB210, 372 nucleotides long. RefSeq lists its product as hypothetical. The transcript has a single exon. The record is from RefSeq and is a predicted model, not a curated record. Lineage: Eukaryota; Ciliophora; Oligohymenophorea; Hymenostomatida; Tetrahymenidae.